This is a messenger RNA of Photinus pyralis (common eastern firefly), 5936 nucleotides long. It is a transcript of the gene Cap-G, whose product is annotated as condensin complex subunit 3. Gene Ontology annotation, biological process: mitotic chromosome condensation. The transcript is spliced from 36 exons. The coding region runs from base 59 to 5542 and encodes 1827 amino acids. NCBI's taxonomy places the organism in Eukaryota, Metazoa, Arthropoda, Insecta, Coleoptera, Lampyridae. Gene Ontology annotation, cellular component: condensed chromosome; condensin complex; cytoplasm. The record is from RefSeq and is a predicted model, not a curated record.
GUUGUCAGUUAUUUUAAAAUUUAUAUCCAUUGUUGAUUGUUGAUAUUUUAUCUAAAAAAUGCUAAGAAAAAAGUUUGCCGAUAUACUUCACAAAAUUCAACAAAGUUCCUCGUGUCAUCAAAAAUAUCGGCAUGUAUUAAUUAAAUUAUACAACGAGAGCUCUUUCGAUGAUUUUGAAUGUGAGUUUAUGAGAUGCACGGAAUUAUUAUUUGGAAUGGAAAUUAAACAAAAAAAUAUUCACGCCGAAAGGUCCGUUGAGUUUUUAUCAUCGUUUGUUACCACUUUAGUGAACAGCACGCUGAAAAAACCGGGAGAGGAUUUAAGCGAGGAUUCAAGCGAGGAUUCCGAUCAAGAUGUCGAAAUGCAUCCAUUUUUAAAUGCAGUGGUCAACAACGUUUUACAGUAUCAAAAUUUGGAGCAAAUGUCGGCUCGUUACAGGUGUUGCCAGUUCAUAAAUCUGCUCCUGCGACAGUUAGGAGACGAUGCACAGAUUGACAUGGAUAUUGCAAAUUUAAUUCAGACCGCUAUGCUCGAACGUAUCAUUGACGUCAAACCGAACGUACGACUGCAAGCGGUGAAAGUUUUAGCCCGUCUUCAGCAACCGGACAAUCCCGACUGUCCGGUGAUCCAAGCAUUUUUACACCGCCUAUACGAAAGUAGCGCGCAGGUGCGGAGGGAAGUCGUCGAGUCGAUAGCGUUAAUUCCGUCGAUCAUACCGAAAAUUGUGGAGCGAGUUCGAGAUUCUGACCCUAACGUUCGUUUGGCGGCGUUUCGGAAGUGCUCGUUAGUUGGCCCUAAAAUGAUUACGAUUUCCAAUCGGCAGUUGGUGCUAGACAGCGGUUUUACGGAGUCAAAUUCUUCAGUGAAGAAAUUCUUUUUGGAGGAUACCUUGCCGAAGUGGUUAAACGUCUAUAACGACGAUUAUUUGUUGCUGUUGAAGGGUUUAAAGUUAGAUGCCUACGAAGAGGACUUGAAAAAGACGGAAGUCAUUUCUAGAAAGGUUCUGGAAGUUUUCUUUAAAUCGAAAUCGUUGUCCCUAUUGGAGCAUUUACCUAUUGACGAAAAUAAAUUGAUUCCCAUUGAGCGAUUGAGUAGCGAAACUGCGCUAUUUUGGUGUAUUCUGGCGGGAUUUUUGAGGGAGUCCGAUGAUAAUGAGGAGCACUUAAGCGAAAUUAUGCCAGAAUUGACACAUUUUUGUACUUUCAUUGAAAAAUAUUACAAUGAAACUAAAAGGAAACAGUUAAUGGAGUGGCAGUACUUGGAGUACCAACAAAUUUUGUGCCAACUUCUUAAGAUCGUUAAGGAGUACGACUUGAGUGAUGAGGUGGGUAGGCAAACAAUACAGAAGUUGCUCAUUUACAUGCUAUCGGAUGGAAAAUUUAACGGUUGCGUGAUUACCGAGAUAAUCUUCAUCAUGCAGAAGAUUAAUCCUGCCAUGGAUAGCUUUACUAUCCAAAUUUGCCAUAUCGUCUCCGACAUUCACGAACCGUUAACGGAACAACUCCCCUCGCCGAAGACCGUUUACCAAACCCAGUUUCAGUUGGCCGAGCUGAGAGUAAAAAUAAACGUAUUGAUCGACGAGCGCGAUGAGGCGGUCGCGAAUGCCGAUUACGAUCGCGCGUCCGUUGUUAAAAAGCAACUGAUCGAGCUGAAUCGACAAGUUGAGGAAAUCAACAGCGCCAUGACUUCCCAGAAAAUGGAACGUAAUCCGCGGAACGAUCCGGAAACUCUUUGCAAAUGCUUGAAUAUUCUAAUCGGCCUCUUGUCAAAUCCCAAGUUGACCGUCUUAACGGCCUCGCUUCGUAGCUGUAAGGAUGAAUUUAUACGCCCUCUUUUAUCCAAUGGCGAUAUGGAGGUGUACUCGAAGGCGUUCAAGUGCAUUGCGCUUUAUUGCCUGUUGGAUAAACAACUUGCACAGGAGAAUUUAAAGAGGAUAUGCUUGCCUAUCAUUUCCUAUCGACUAAUGCCGGAGUACGAUAAGGCGUCGUUAUUUAUCGCGAUUGCCGCCUUCUCAGACGUCCUUCGUAAGUAUGGUACGGAGAUUUUUAAUGACGUAGCCGAGAAUACGGUAAUGUCGGACACUGUAAGCAAACGUCGGUUGAACGGAACAAGAAGACUAUUCACCAAUACCGCAAAGGACGACGUUGAUACGAGCGACAUUGACAUGUCGGGUUAUGAGAGUAUUAUUGAAAUUUUGUUGGACAUGCUGGAUGAUGAGAAUCAGGAGUUAAGGGAGCAGUCCGGAAUGGCCUUGUGUGAGCUGGUAAGACAUGGGAUUGCUGUCUCUCCAACGUUGAUAUCUCGCCUCAUUCUAAAGUGGUUAAAUCCUCUCACUGAAAAACACGAUCAGAAGUUACAACAAUUGCUUGCCAACGCCCUAGUUUUCUUUGCGCGAUUUGUGGGCGACGGCGAUGAGUUGCUCGAAAAGGCGGUUAUACCGAUCCUAACGAGUUUAGGCAAUGCGCCCCGUACGAGUCCGCUCGCCGACGUCGACAUCGACAGCGCUUUAAGUUUCAUAGCGGCAAUUACGAGCAUCCAGAAACCGGUGGGUUUCAAUAAUAUUCACAAAAAUCUAGCGUUUGCCGUGUGCGAAAAGAUCGCUCCCAGACCCGACGAUAAGUGCGUGCCUUUAUACGUGAAGAUGUUGCUUCAUCUCGAUCCCGUUUUAAAAGACGCCGUCGUCGUACGAGAGCUCAUUGAUCAAGCACAACUGAUUAUCGAUGAACUAUCUGACAAGUUUGCGAAACGUAACAUGCAAAAGUUUGUGCAUAAAUUGAGUGAAAUAUUGGCAGAUCUGGAGAGAGAAACUGUGGAACCGACUAUCGAAAAUUCACCCCUGCUACAGGUAUUAGACACAAACAGGGAAGAAACCGCAGCAUCCGAGAUGAGACCAAGGCAUUCAAUAAACGAAUCAAAUCUGGAACCAAUUUUAAAAGACAUCCCCACGAAUAACAAUAAUAAUUUAAUCCAGGCAAAAUCAAAUCGAGUAGUCAUAUUGAGUAAUGUACGUGUUGAUAACAUAUUGCCUAAUACUUCCACAUUUCCGAAACCAACGGAUGAAAGUGUAACUACCGACGCGAACGUGGAACUUUCCCAAAAAGUGAACGGCUGCUUGCCAACACCGGCAACAGAUCAGAAUAGGGUGAAUGGGGCACAUAUAUCGAACAACGCCUACGUGAACAUGUGGAAGCAAAAUUUGUUAAGGAGCGAUAAGGAAAAUGAUAUACGAGACGAACAAACGAGCAAAAAAGAGACGACGAAUCAGGUCAGAAAGUCGCUUUUUACCGGCGUUUCAAAUUCUGUUAAAAGGAAAAAAAGACGGACGAGGUCUAGCCUUCAUCAUACAAUGCACAGUGACAGUGACGAGACAAUAUUGCACACGAUAAUCGAGGACAAUUCUCCUAAGAUGGGAAGUUUUCACGAAGACGACAAUAUGUCCAUCCAAUCUGUCUCAUCAGAAGCACCUUCAAACGGCUCUUCUCUCGUAAGACGAAGUUCGCGGAGACCUCAGAAGGUCAUCAUAUCGGAAACGUCAUCGGACUCCGAGGGCCAUCAUAGGAAAAAAAAGGCAUUAAAGAAGACAAGAAGAUUUUCGGUAAAUGAUACAGCAGAAAUAUCUACAACGGACUCGAACCACUCCUUAAGUAUAAUCGACAGUUCGCUAAUAUCGCAGAAGACUCUCACCUCCAAGCGCCCCACUAGGAAAUCACAAAGACGUUCGGGAAACAAGCUGAGUUCGGGCGAUAAUUCAGACAAAGAUCCGAAAUCAGACGCAAGUUUCCGUACAGAACAACCUUCACAAGUACAAAAAUGGCAAGCGCUUGUCAUGUCGGAUAGUUCGUCGGACUUUGAGAAACGUCCGGAAAGAACGCGAUUGUCGCUGAGAAAAACUAUGAGCCGCUUUCCAUGUGAUCAUCGAACAGAUCGGACAGAUUCUGUGCUGGAUGGAAAAAGGCGUAAUCGAAAGCAGCUGGUGGUCAAUUUAAGUAGGAUCUCAUCAGAUUUCGGGAAGAAGGAUUGUGGUAACACAACGUCAUUGCAACAGAAAAUUAGUCAACCACACAGAGGAAUUUUCACAUCCGCGAGUGACUAUCAGAAUACGGUAAAUGUCCACGUGAACAUGCCGCAGGGGAAUUUGUCAAGCAGCCAUAUGGAAAAUGUGAUAGGAAACGAAGGUAAAGCGAAAGACGAUUCGAUGAGUCAGGCUAGCACAUCAAAUUCUGGUAAAAGAAAAACUAGACGGACAAGAUCCAUCAGUCACGAACAUUCGCAAAGUGACGGUGACGAGACAAUAUUGCACACGAUAAUAGAGGACAAUUCCCCUAAGUUACAUUCGGCCAUUAUAAGUGCAGUGGAGCUGUUCUGGAAGAUUGGAAGUCUUCACGAAGACGACGAUAUGUCCAACCAAUCCGUUUCGUCCGAUACACCUUCAAAUGCAUCCUCCCUUGUGAGACGAAGUUUGCAGAGGGUUGAAAAGAACAUCGUGUUAGAAACAUCAUCCGAUUCGGAGGAUCAAGGCAGAAAAACGAAAAAGUCGUUAACAAAGACAAGAAGACGUUCGGAACAUAGUGAAGCAGACAUUUCUACAACGGAUUCGACUGACUCCUCGACUACAAUAGAAAGAUCCCAAACAUCGCAGAAGACCUCGAGCCUUCAACGUGACCGUCGGACAAAACCAGAUUCAACGCCGCAGGGAAAAGGACAUAUUCAAAAACGGUCGGUGGCUAAUGUAGGCAGGAUGUCAUCAGAUGCGGGAAAGAAGGAUCACGGUAACAAAACGCCAUUGCGACAGACAAUUAGAGAUGAAACUUCCGCAUCCGAUACCUCGAGUACGAAUACAGUAAAUGCGGCAUAUACAUCGAACAAGGCCUACGUGAAAAUGUGGAGGCAAAAUUUGUUAUUAACGAACAAUAAGGAAAACGAGAUGCGAAACGAAGGUACAGCGAAGGACGAUUCGACGCCUCGGGUCAGAAAGUCGAUUUCUUCCCGCAUAUCAAAUUCUGUUAAAAGGAAAAAAAGGCGCGUGAGGUCCAGUCGUCAACGUACAAUGCGCAAUUCUCGUAAGAUUGGAAGUUUUCACGAAGACGACGACAAUAUGUCCGUCCAAUCUAUUUCGUCGGAAACAUCUUCAAAUGGAUCAUCCCUUGUGAGACGAAGAGUGCAUUCCGACUCUGCGAUGAAAGGAAAAAGACGUAUUCAAAAGCAGCCCGUGGUUAAUUUAACCAGGAUGUCAUUAAAUCCAAGGAAGAGGGAUCAUUGUAACAGAACGUCAUUGCGACAGAAAACUAGGGUCCAAAACUUCAAUGGAUCAUCUGCAUCACGUACAGAGUCAAGUGAAUGCUUGGGCGCAAACCGUAGUUUGCGAAGUUUUCAAAAGACGUUACGCAAUGCAUCAUAUUUUGAUAACUCUGAGGAAGAAGAAACCUCUACAUCAGAAUUAUGUUCUAGUGCAACCUCCAAAUCCCGAACCGGAAGUACCAGAAGACGUAGCCAACGAAUCAUGGACCAGACUAUCGUUAUAUCGGACAGCGAAUCCGAUUGAGCGUAGCUCCCAUACAGGGUGUUCCAACUAAAAUUUGCAUACGUAACGAGUAAUUCGUUUACUAGAAAAUUAAGAUACUUAAGCAUAAAUUUGUUUGUUCGUUUCAAGAGUUUCAGAGUAUUCAAUAUGUGAAUACUGUAUGUUUUCAUAAUUAGAAUUAGUACAAAAUACAAAGAAGAGAGCAGUUAUGCAAUAGUUUCGUUUUUUAAUUGCGCUAUUGCAUUUUGAAUUGAUUUGAGAGAUUUUGCGUUGUAUAGUUAGUAAUAUUCCAUUUUUUAGUAGUUCAUUAUUCAUUUAAAUGGAUUGCUUUAAUGCAUGGUCUGUAUUUUAUGGUUUAGUUGUAACAGGUUACUUAGUAAUCUUAAUGACAUGUAAAUAUAUCAACGUUUAUAUU